UUUUUCCAGAACAUCAUCAGUACUUUUUGGCAGUGGCAUUCUCAUCCUGGAGGAGGGCAUCUUUCUAAGGUGAAGUCAAGACCUAGAGCAACAUGGACCUCGAUGUGCUGAACAUGUUUGUAAUAGCUGGAGGCACCCUGGCUAUCCCGAUUCUAGCAUUUGUAGCAUCCUUUCUCCUGUGGCCUUCAGCACUGAUCAGAAUUUAUUAUUGGUACUGGCGUCGAGCACUUGGUAUGCAGGUUAGGUACGCAUACUACGAUGACUACCAGUUCUGCUAUUCCUAUCGAGGGAGGCCUGGGAACAAACCAUCCAUACUGAUGUUACAUGGAUUUUCUGCCCACAAAGACAUGUGGCUGUCUGUAGUCAAGUUCCUGCCGAAGAAUCUGCACUUGGUGUGCGUUGACAUGCCUGGCCAUGAAGGCACUACCCGGUCAUCCUUAGACGACUACUCCAUUAAUGGGCAAGUUAAAAGAAUUCAUGAGUUUGUUGAGUGCAUCAAGCUGAAUAGAAAACCCUUUCACCUGGUUGGCACUUCAAUGGGUGGAAAUGUUGCAGGAGUUUAUGCUGCUCAAUACCCUGCAGAGGUUUGCAGCCUGUCUCUUGUGUGCCCUGCAGGUCUGCCAUAUCCAACUGAUAACAAAUUCCGUAAGUUUUUGCGGGAGCUGAAAGAGUCGGAGGGCAUUGACAGGAUUCCUUUAAUUCCAUCAACCCCUGAAGAAAUGGCUGAGAUGCUCAAACUUUGUUCUUAUGUUCGCUUUAAAGUACCCCAACAAAUUCUGCAGGGCCUCGUCGACGUCCGCAUCCCCCACAAUGAAUUCUACCGCAAAUUGUUCUUGGAAAUUGUCAAUGAGAAGUCCGUAUACAAGCUUCACGAGAACAUGAGUAAGAUCAAAGCCCCGACGCAGGUCAUCUGGGGAAAACAAGACCAGGUCCUGGAUGUAUCUGGAGCAGAUAUUCUAGCGAACUCCAUUCCUGACUGUCAUGUGCAUAUUCUGGAAAACUGUGGACACUCGGUGGUAGUGGAAAGGCCCAGGAAGACUGCGAAGCUCAUCUUAGAAUUUUUAGCCUUGGUGCACAAUGCAGAGAACAGCAAAAAACUCGCUUGAGCUUCAUGUAGAGCUGAGCACCUGAACAAGCUGUUUUGAGUUGUGAAGUGCUGAUGCUUUGAUAAGUUCUCAGGGAUCUUGUACAAAGUGGGGUGAAUGUGCCAAAGUCCCUGAGGAAGCCAGAAUCAUUGAUACAUAAAUCUGUAGUGCUUUCAACACACAGUGACCUAAGGGAUCAUAGAACAAUUUUCAUUUUUUUUAUACAUAAAUUAGAAAAUGAGCUGAAAUCAGAAAAUUCUAGCCAUGGAAUGCACCAAAAACUCUUUCUGUAGCCCAUGUUCUGUGAACUUAUGUAAUGGUAAACGUCUUGGAACAUAGGUGUUAAUGACAUUCACUUAGGAUAUAUAAGAAGUAUGGAAGGGGGAAAUGUCAUAGAGUGUGAUUUAAGCUACGUCUGCUCUUUAGAACCUAUUGCAUUGCAUGAUAAGUUGUUAUAAGAGAAUUCUAAUGUUCCAGGCAUUUGCUAAAGUGCUGUUUCUGUAGCUCAUUAGCCUCUGACUUAUGCAGAAAAUGGAAGCCACGCACACACAACCUAAUUUGCAGAAGUAAAAUGACCGUGUACCCAAAAUGUUUACACUUAUUGUAGGUGGACUUUUUAGUCCCUGAACAAUUCCUAUGUAUAGAUAGAUAUUUUGCUGCCUUAACAGUCCAGAAUAAUGAGGUACUUCUACAGCUUGGCCUCUCUUUGAUGGAGGAUAUUUUUCUUUUGAUGUUAAGCCUCUGUUGUAUAUAACAACCAGCACUACAGAGACCGUUUCAGAACAGUUAAAGCAAGUGGAAAGAUACUCCCAGACCUAUUUAUUCUUUUUAGAUUUGGGGCCUAAGCAAGCAAUAAUCCUGUAGAUAGAAGCAUGACUGAUCAAAUUCAGGUUAACACUAGGGUGAGCUCUUAUCUCAGCUCUUUUCUAUUCUAUCGUGCUGCUGAAUAUUUUGAUGUAAAUAAUGAGUCUCUUAAUGAAUUCCGUGAAUUCUGUGACUGGUAAAUGUCAUUGCAAACAAGUAUAAGACCUAAGUGAAAUGAAAUAAGCAUCAUAACAACUAGGUACUGUACAGGCUCCUGUAAUUCCUAAACUCGUACGAUGUGAGUUGGUAGCAGGUGUAUUGUAUCUCAUUUUAAAAGGCGUUUUAAAAUGUAGUGGUGCAGACAAGUACAAGUUCAGUAGCGUUUCCUUUGGGCGACUUACCUCUGAUUUCCCUUGUGACUUUUCUCUAAAUGAAACCAUGGAUCAAGAUGGAAGAGCCAGACUAGUUGAGUCUCCUUACCCAUGACACACUUUUUUGUGGUGUGUAGACUGACUUUUGUAUUGAUUCAUCCCUCCCCUAUGAUAUGCAGUGUGUAUUGCUGUAUCUUUAAAAUCAACUGCUGGGUGCUCAUUCAAGCUAUGCAGUGAGUCCAGCUGUGUGGCUUGGGUGAGGAUCUGGUUCUUGGGCCCUGUUUAGUAGAGCCAAUCAGCAUGUUGUCUUCUGAAAGUGUGGGAGAACGUCACUACAGCUAUCACCCUCAGGCCCCCUUAUGGACACUGCACUUGGGCAUCAACAGCGGACACUUGCUAAACUAAAGACUCUGGUAGACUGUAUGUUUUAAGCUUCCACUUCUAAAAACCGCCUUUUAGCUACUUUUCCAGUGUGAUCUGAGCUGUGUAUAUAUUUGAACCCCACUACUAGUCUGCCUCUUCUUUUUAGAGGAGAGUCCUCUCUCUCUUUUUUUAUUUUAGAAAAU
Alligator sinensis (Chinese alligator) is the source of this 2826-nucleotide messenger RNA. It is a transcript of the gene ABHD6, whose product is annotated as abhydrolase domain containing 6. Lineage: Eukaryota; Metazoa; Chordata; Crocodylia; Alligatoridae. The record is from RefSeq and is a predicted model, not a curated record. The transcript has 9 exons. The coding region runs from base 93 to 1106 and encodes 337 amino acids.